Molecule: messenger RNA, 1809 nt
Organism: Argentina anserina (silverweed cinquefoil)
Lineage: Eukaryota; Viridiplantae; Streptophyta; Magnoliopsida; Rosales; Rosaceae
Product: ubiquitin C-terminal hydrolase 13-like
Exons: 9
Coding region: 46-1437 (463 amino acids)
Biological process (GO): DNA topological change
Molecular function (GO): double-stranded DNA binding
Source: RefSeq, a predicted model, not a curated record
GGCAGACCCAGCGGUCAAACUAGAGUGAUCAGUUCAGUUGAAACCAUGCUGAGUUCAAUCAAAAACAUGGUGUCUCGUAACGUAAUUCCCAAUAGGUGGAGAACCUCAGACGAGACUUCAGUCCUGAACUGCAAGGCCAAUUUCGGCAACUGGAAGACCAAGCUUGAGUCUGUCCUCAAGUUGAACCACGUCGACUACGUCCUCACCGAACCAAAGCCUCCCGAGCCCACCACCGUAACCCCUCAAACUGGCGUCGCUCGCCACCAGAAAUGGCUCGUCGACGACUCCCUCGCCCGCGGGCUCAUCCUUGAAACACUCGACGCAACGGUUUACGUCUCUUAUCUCCACCACCCCACCGCCGCGUCCCUCAUGAAGGCCCUCACGGACUACUUCACUCAACCCUCAAUGUUCCGGAGGCUCGUCAAGUUCAGGCGCUACAUGGAGCACAAGUUCGGGGAGGGCAAAUCGGUAAAUGAGCAUGUGAAGGAGAUGGGUUCCUUGGCUGCUGAGCUGGAGAAUGAGGGAGUUCAAGUUCCGGAGGAGUUGAAGGUUCUGAUGCUCAUCAAUAGUUUGCCGGAUAGGUGGAGAGAGACUAUUGAUGGGCUAAUGGUGAACAUGGAUAAAGAUGGUCCAGGUGAAAUGGGUCUUGACAAGGUGACCAAGAGGCUCAUUGACUUGGGUUUGAAGAAACACAGAGAAGAAAAUCCAGACCUGUAUGCUACUAUAAAGGUUUCCCGGGAGGAGGAUCUUUUUGAGCAGAUUGGAAAAGACAUCUUUUUCGGCCUUGUGGAUCAUAAGAAAAUCAGAAGUUUUUGUAUUUUGAAGGAGACGCCAUUUGACCAAUUUAAGGAGGAGGUUGCGAAGGAGUUUGGCAUACCAGUACAAUAUCAGAGGUACUGGAAAUCGGAUGAGGGUAAAAUCAGUGAAAAUCGCCCAUGGCGUCGGUUGACACUUAUGGAGGAAAGAGCAUCUGUUGAAGAGUUGACUGGUGAUAUCUCAGAAGUAGACUUGUUCUUAGAACUAGAGCUUGGGCCGGAUGGACACCCUAUCGCUCCACCUGACAGGACAACAGAUGUCAUUCUUCUCUUCUUUAAACUUUAUGAUCCUGAAGCAGAAAAACUACGUUAUGUUGGAAGGCUAUUUGUGAAUCUCACAGAUAAACCUACUGAAAUCUUACCGAAAUUGAACAAGCUUUCUGGCUACUCCCUGGAUCAAGAGAUCGUCCUUUAUGUGGAACUUGAGUUUAAACCCGAGGUCAUCUGUCCCCUCAUUGACAUGGAUCUUACAUUUCGAGACAUCGAGUUGGUUUCUGUGUUGUCGUAUAUGCAGCUUCUGGAGGGAGAUAUUGUCUGCUUUCAAAAACCAACUGCAGUAGAUAAUGGUGGACGUUUCCCGAAUCCAGAUUUCCCUUCUUUUCUGAAGUCAGUGAGACAGUGACUAUAUCUCAUGCUGAAGAUGAUUGACCUCGUGACUGACAUCAGCAGCGAACCAAAAGUCAAUACUUAUUGUGAAUGCAUAACAGUUUAGCUGGAAAAUAAUAUACGCCUUACUGGAAACUUAUUUAUUAAUUGAGUCUACUUUAAGUCGCAUACUGCAAGUUAACUUUUGCUGUCAGAAAUACUACAGUCACUUUGAUAUAUGCGACUAAUGCAGUGAUGAAAGAUUGCUGGAGAAUUUGCUGUAUGGUUUGUAGAUUUACCAAAGUUAACUAGUGAUGAAAGAUUACCGAAGAAUUUGAUACACAGUGUAGUUCUAAUCCUGUGUUUGUACGAUAUUUACUAUAUAUUAAUUUGACAAGCACUAUUUAUA